This is a messenger RNA of Drosophila nasuta, 562 nucleotides long. Its product is annotated as lysozyme. The transcript is spliced from 3 exons. Gene Ontology annotation, molecular function: lysozyme activity. Bases 44 to 478 code for a protein of 144 amino acids. Lineage: Eukaryota; Metazoa; Arthropoda; Insecta; Diptera; Drosophilidae. The record is from RefSeq and is a predicted model, not a curated record.
CCAGUUCAGGUUCAAGUUGAAACAGUUGCUGGCAAGUCGCAAAAUGAGAACGGCGGCGCUUGCACUCUUCUGUGUGGGAUUAUGGGUCAGCAUGGCAUCGGUGCUGGGCAAGCAAUAUUUGCGCUGUGAACUGGCCCGCAAGCUGCUGGAGCAGCACAGCUUUGAGCGCAGUCUCCUAUCCAAUUGGAUAUGCCUGCUGGAGCAUGAGAGCGAGCUGGAUACUUCAAAGAUAAGCACCACAUUGAAUGGAUCACGCUAUGGUCUCUUUCAGAUCGAAAGUCGCUAUUGCCAAGACGGCAGACGUGGGGGCGUUUGCAAUGUCAAGUGUCAAGAUCUGGUAGAAGAAAAUCUGCGCGAGGCUGCCGCCUGUGCCAAGCGUAUUCAGGCGGAGGAAGGCUUUCGGCAUUGGAGCGGUUGGCAACGAUAUUGUCGCAACACGCAGAAUUUGCCUAACUUAAAGGUCAUUUGCGGCAUUUGAAUAUACUCUCUCUUUUUAUACUCGAAAUACACAUAAAAUGCUCUUAAAUAAACUGUUAAAGAUGCUUGAUUUUUUAUUUACAAA